Messenger RNA from Pomacea canaliculata, 1223 nucleotides. Its product is annotated as low molecular weight phosphotyrosine protein phosphatase-like. Gene Ontology annotation, biological process: protein dephosphorylation. Gene Ontology annotation, molecular function: acid phosphatase activity; non-membrane spanning protein tyrosine phosphatase activity. Bases 87 to 572 code for a protein of 161 amino acids. The transcript is spliced from 6 exons. NCBI's taxonomy places the organism in Eukaryota, Metazoa, Mollusca, Gastropoda, Architaenioglossa, Ampullariidae. The record is from RefSeq and is a predicted model, not a curated record. Gene Ontology annotation, cellular component: cytoplasm.
AAUGCUAGGAACUCGUCAGCCAGACAGCAGCAGAUAAUCAACUUCCGGUAGCCUCACUUGAGUGACCACACGAGUGAGGUACUCAAAUGGCAUCGUCUACUAGCAAGAAGUCAGUUCUAUUUGUAUGUUUAGGCAACAUAUGCAGAUCUCCCACAGCUGAAGCAAUCAUGCAGCAUUUAGUGAAAGAACGGGGAGAGGAACAUAAGUGGAUUAUUGACAGUGCUGCAACAGCUGACUACAAUGUCGGGUGUCCACCAGACCGACGAACCAUUCAAGUUCUAGAAAAAAAUGGUAUUAAAGGUUACAAACACAAAGCAAGACUGAUAACAGAUGAGGACUUCAAUACGUUUGACAUGAUUUUUGGCAUGGAUCAUGCAAAUAUAAGUGACUUGGAAGACUUGAAACCUAGAGGAAGAUGCCAUUCUAGACUACAUCUUCUUGGAGAGUGGGACCCAAACAAAGAGACAAUUAUAAAAGAUCCUUAUUUUCUCCCUGGCAUGGAACCCUUUGAUGAAGUCUUUGCCCAAUGCAUGCGAUGCAUUACAGCCUACCUUUGUGCUUCCAGCAACUGAGGCGUUUGAUCCGUUUAACACCACAUUAUAAAAGUGGUUAUAUUUCUGAUAUAUAUUUUUAUAAUAUAGUUGGAAUAGGAGGAAAUGUGAUGUAUUUAUAAGCUUUUCAAUGCUGUGUUCAUACCUUUCGAAAUUUUACACAGCUUAUAAUUUUUUUACUUACAUUUACAUUAGCAGAAUUUGCCCUAAAAGUGGUUGAAUAUGUGUGUGUCUGUAUAUAUGAAGAUUUUGAAUCAUCAUUGCAUCUGUGAUGCAAUUUUCUUUCUAUGAUAGUUGCGUUAAAUUACAAAACCGCAGAUUAACCACAAAGAAUUUGACCACAUUAGCCAUGGAGCAUACCUCUAAUAAUUAUUAGGCAUUCGAUAUUCAGGAUGCUGGAAAAAAUCAUCAUGAUCCUGCAGAUUAAUUUUGUUUGCAAUGUUUCUGUUCCAUGUGGCCUUGUUGAUCAUCAAAGGGAAGCUACAUUCACGUCUUUUAGAAAUUUUUUUUUCUUCACUGCAGGAAUUUAUUUUUUUUCAUUCUGUAUGGAUGUAUGUGGGUCUGCUUUUCAACAUACAUUCUAGCGCAGUUUUACACACAUUGUCACAUAGUCAUAUAAUCAGUUUUUAUUCAUUGAUUUCUGUAAUAAAAUGAGAGUUUUAAAAAAGUCAA